GCCAAGCUGGCCUCCCCGGCCUCCUCGCCGACCUCGGCCCCAGACCUGGAUCCAGACCCGGACCCUGAGCCCGGUGAGCGUCUGGCUCACGAGGAGCAGUAUGUGAGCGUGGGGGAGUGCAGCCAGCUUGAUGCACGUCUGGCGCCACCUGCCUGCAGGGACGCUGAAACUAUCACAGAUGUCUGCAACAGCACCGACCUGCCAGAGUUUGAGAUCAUCAGUCUUCUGGAGGAGCAGCUGCCGGUUUACCGUCUGCGGGCCGACACCGUCUACGGCUACGACAACGAUGACUGGCUCCACACUCCUCUGGUGGCCCCAGACGCCAGGCUCGACCUGACCACCGAGCAGAUCGAAGAGACGCUCAAAUACUUCUUGCUAUGCGCAGACAGAGUGGGCCAAAUGACGAAGACCUACAAUGACAUUGACGCCGUCACACGUCUGCUGGAGGAGAAAGAGAGAGACCUGGAAUUGGCUGCGAAGAUCGGCCAGUCUCUGCUCAAGAAGAACCGAACUCUGACAGAACAGAACGACUACCUGGAGGAACAAGUGGGGCAAAUCACAGAGGAGGUGGCCCAGCUUCACCAUGAGCUGAACCUGAAGGACGAGCUGCUGCAGUUUUACACCAACGCGGUUGAGGAGUGUGAGGAUGAGUCCACCGCUUCCCCCACGGUUAAGAAGAGCAAAGCAGAAUCAGCUUCCGGAGUCUUUCUUAGCGACACUCUUCAGAUGAAACUCAAAGAGCUGGAAGAGGAAAACCUGUCGCUCCGCUCAGAGGCCAGCCAUCUGAAAUCAGAGACGGAAACCUAUGAGGAAAAGGAGCAGCAGCUUGUCAGUGACUGCGUUAAAGAACUCCGGCUAUCCAGUCUGCAGAUCUCUGCCAUUGCUGAGGAGCUGGCAAGGAAAACCGAGGAUGCUUCCCGUCAGCAGGAGGAGAUCACACACCUCCUCUCUCAGAUCGUAGAUCUACAGAAGAAGGCUAAAUCUCUGGCAGUGGAAAAUGAGGAGCUCUCUCAGCACCUAAUAGCAGCAAAGGAUGCCCAGAGGCAGCUUACAGCAGAGCUGCAGGAGCUGGAGGAGAAAUACUCUGAGUGCAUCGAGAUGCUGCAUGAAGCUCAGGAGGAGCUGAAGAACCUGAGGAACAGGAACUACCCAGCAGGAACGCCCCGACGCUAUCACCCGCUGGGGCUCUAUCCAAUGGAUUCUCUGGCAGCAGAGAUCGAAGGAACGAUGAGGAAGGAGUUGAGUUUGGACGAUCCAGAGUGCGAGGAACAGAAGAUCCACCGGAGGCGAGUGUUUGAGACGGUGAAGAGCGUAAACCAAACGGUCCGUCAGCGCUCGCUGACUCCCACCAACUCCAACAUCCCAGGAUCCAACCAGUCGCUGUCCACGCGGACGUCACCCCAGUCCAGCGGGCUCUCCACCCCUCGCUCCAACAUGUUUGGUGGAGACAUUGGUCUUGCCUUUGACAACCGGACUCAGAGCAUCCUCAUGGAGACGGCAUCCAAUCAGGACAGCUUGGAAUGCAGAGAGAAGAAGGCAAGCGGGGCUGAGGACCUGCGGCUGGCCCUGCGCCGCCUGUCUCUGCGCCGCCAAAACAACCUGAGCGAGAGGCGCUUCUUUGAAGAGGAGAGAGAGCGCCGGCGGGCUGGGGUGCAUGGAGCCCUCGACCACGAGAACCUGCUGACACCCUCGGACAGCAUCAUGUCGCUGGGAAACCUCCACCUGUGGGCCUCCCGGGGGCCUUACCUCCCAGACAAGCUCCAGAUCGUCAAGCCGCUUGAAGGCUCGGCCAUCUUGCACCAGUGGCAGCAGCUAGCGCAGCCUCACCUGGGUGUGAUCCUGGACGCCAGGCCGGGGGUCGUGCCAAAGGGCUACCGGCCCCUGGAACUGGAGCUGGAACAGGUGUACCCUUGGGGCGGUAUUGAGGAGGAAGAUCCAGGAGAGCAAUACUUCCAGAAUCUGCCCACCUCCCCAUCCACUGCUUCACCGGCUGUGCCCCUCGUCUCCUCAACAGGGGAAGCCAACAUCAGACAGCCUCCAGGAAGCAUGGGCCCUCCCUCUCCACCUUCUCCCUCCCCGUCACCACAUCUUAGCAACACGGAUGCACUGGCUGCAUACUAUCCAGGAAAAUGCAUGGCUCACACCAGCUCUACUUACACCUUUACAACAUGCCGCAUCCUCCAUCCAACAGACGAGCAGACACGGGUCACACCCAGUCUAAACCCUGUUCCUGCGUCCUCCUCCUGUGUGAUGACCAGCAGUCAGUGGGGUACGCCUGCUGCUACUCCCUGCACGCCUCGCAGGCUCAGUCUCAGACCCUCGGAAUCAUCGACCAACCUCAGAGAUGGAACACGCACCACCAGCACUUCCCUGGGGUUAGUGCGCCUCCUCCAGGAGAGAGGGAUCUCUGCAGCCAUGUAUCACCAGAGCCAGGGGCCUGAGUACAGUCAAGGUUCUGGAGGAGUUCUGUUCAGCACUUCCAUUGCACCAAAUAGAGAAUCCAAUGCAGAACCGCUGCGCCCCAUGACUCCUCCAAAUUCCCCGACAAGGCCAGGAGCCUCAGCUGCUAUAACCUCUGAGGGCUUUGACUUCAAGAGCCCGUCUUAUGAUAACUUUCUAGCCUCCAAACCGGCCCGCUCCAUCCUGAAGGAAGUAACGGGAACAAGAGGCAGGCAAAGAGCGAGGGACUGCGAAUGCCAGACGGACGUCAGCGUGGCUGUCCACAACCUCAACCUGCUGGACAAGGUGAAGCGGCUGGGGGUGGCUGGAGGCAGGGCAGUGAGCCCAAGCCCCCUCCUGGGAUCUCUUGGAGGUCUGCGCAGGUCUGGUUCUCCGUUUGGGCCGGAUGGAAUAAGAAGAAACCGAAGUUAUCCGGCCAUGGUCGGAGCCAGUAUGGCCAUGAAAGCACCGGGACCCCAGGAGUAGUCUGGACCGCUGCUGGUUGUGAGAGGAACAGGACUGACUGCAGAGCGGUCACAAGCAACACACCGACACCGUCAGUUUAAAAAUCCCCUCUGCAGUUCUACUUGAAUCAUAUCUGCACUGUAAUACUUAUUAAAAAGUCGACUGAUGCCUAAAAUAACUAAAAUAACUAAAAUAGGAUUAAUGCAUAUAGUCUUUCAGCCAUGAAAAUAUGAGCAGUUAUACUUUAUGUCACUGAACAUCAAGAAACUCUCUUAGAGGUUUUAAGGAGCUAAACAAACCUCUUUUCAAAAGGUUUUGAAUGUUUUCUCAGAAUCAUCAGGAACUUUUCAUUAUUUAUUUUUUUUCACAGUAUUUAAAUUGAAGGGAAACGUCAGAUUUUUGAUGUGGGGGUUCUGGUCAGAGGUUAUGACCAGUAAAUGUCAUGCUUUAGAAACAAAUAAUUUGUUUGUAAUUUCUCCUGUAUUAAAUAUACAAAAUAAAAGGAAAUUGGAUUUUUUUUU
Molecule: messenger RNA, 3425 nt
Organism: Cyprinodon tularosa
Lineage: Eukaryota; Metazoa; Chordata; Actinopteri; Cyprinodontiformes; Cyprinodontidae
Product: trafficking kinesin-binding protein 1-like
Exons: 18
Coding region: 400-2925 (841 amino acids)
Biological process (GO): endosome to lysosome transport; anterograde axonal transport of mitochondrion; neurogenesis
Cellular component (GO): dendrite
Molecular function (GO): GABA receptor binding
Source: RefSeq, a predicted model, not a curated record